Messenger RNA from Yamadazyma tenuis ATCC 10573, 2323 nucleotides. The record is from RefSeq and is a predicted model, not a curated record. NCBI's taxonomy places the organism in Eukaryota, Fungi, Ascomycota, Pichiomycetes, Serinales, Debaryomycetaceae.
CGAGAACUCGAUGGUGACCCAAUCACGGUUUUUCUUCUUGGACUCGCCAUUGAUCUUGUUUACCGCUGUCACGAUGUUGGGUUUCAGCAUGGCGAGAAACUCGACUGCUUUCAGUGGCCGCUGGCAUGCCAACUGGUUACUCACAGGAGUGUUUUUAGGGCUCGCAUGCUCAAGUAAGUCGAGUGGACUCUUAACUUAUGGGUGGAUUGGGAUCUUGGCAUUCUUACAACUAUGGACCGUUUUGGGGGACUUGGAGGUGUCGGAUUUUGGGUGGUGGAAACACUUGGUUGCCAGAAUUGUUUAUUUGGUGGGUGUUCCGUUCACGAUCUAUUUGGCAGCUUUCUCGCUUCAUUUCCAUGCCCUUCCGAAUGUAGGUCCAGGAGCCGGCCCCAUGACGCCCCAGUUCAAGGCCACAUUCAAGGACUAUGACACCAUCCGAAAAGAGCCGGUGGAAGUGGUUUAUGGCAGUACGGUGACUUUAAAACAUAAUGAGGUGGGUAAGUACUUACACUCACACCCAUUUAAUUAUAAAACUGGCUCCAAAGAACAGCAGGUGACGUUAUAUCUGUAUCACACUGACUACAACAACGAGUGGGAAAUACAUCCCAAGACCAAGAGGACCGAUAUGAGACUCUUUGACCAGGUGAAUCCCAUUAAAAAUGGAGAUGUGGUGAGACUUUUCCACAAAGCUACCGGAAAGUUUCUUCAUGUCAACAACGUGAGGCCCCCCAUCACUGAGAAGGACUACGCCAACGAGGUGUCGUGUAACGGAACACGAGACUUAUUGGGAGACAUCAACUACGAGUUCAAAAUCCAUAUCUUGGACAAAAAGCCCCAUUCAAAAAACAAUUUGCCCAACAUAAAGCUCAGGGCCACCGAGUCCGUGUUCCAGCUCUUCCACCAAGGGACCAGGUGUUCUCUAGUGGCCCAUCAAGGGAAGCUUCCGGGAUGGGCAUUUGGUCAAAACGAAGUUCUUUGCAUCAACCAGCCCACUAUUCCUAACACUUUAUGGUAUGUCGAGUACAACAGCCAUCCAAUGCUAGACAAGGAUCAAAGUUCCGAGAGAGUCAACCUAGGAGGCCUCACGUUCUGGAAAAAGUUUGUGGAGUACCAAAAAGUGAUGUGGAUGUUCAACAAGGGCAUGGGAGGUUCUCAUGAGUAUGGCUCAAGACCCGAAGCAUGGCCAUUUUUGAUCAGGGGAACCAACUAUUACUCUACAGAUGCCAGGGUAAAGACAGCAGAUGAGCCUGGAAGUCAUAUAUACUAUUUUGGAAACCUUGCCAUCUAUUAUUUUGGAGUUAUGGCCAUUUUGUUCAUUGGAUUGAAACAAGUCUUCUACUUGAUUAACCAUUUGAACCCAUUCAUGCUCCCCAAUGAAACUACCAACGUCAGUAUGUUCUACCAGGCAACCAUGGAAACCAUACUUGGGUAUGUGGUUCAUUACCAACCAUACUUUAUGAUGGAGCGAGAAUUGUUCUUACACCAUUACUUACCGGCAAUUUAUUUCUGUAUUUUGACGGUGACGUACUUUGUUGAGUAUCAGAUAUCGAAACGGAAGCUCUUUGGCUACAUCUUGGUUGGGGUGAUCGGAGGGCUUUCAUUAGGAUGUUUUGUGUAUUUUUCUCCAUUGAUAUAUGGAACUGAUUGGUCUAGAGAGGCAUGUCGAGAAGCCAAGUGGAUUGGAUCCUGGGACUUUGACUGUAGGACCUACAAGAAGUAGGUGCCACAGAACGAAAUGAGUAUGUAUAUCUAAUAGUACACAAUGAGCAUAUGUAAUUUACUUUGUGUUGGAGAUGCCAGAAGCGACCUCUAAAAUCAAACCUUCAACCCACUUUAAAAGCUCAUCUUUCUGGUGUAUUUUUUGUAUUCUCUCACUUUCAACCUCCUGAAGCUCCACCGAUAGAUCCUUGAUUAACUGCAUCUGUGAAUCUUCAGAUAUCCCUACUCCUGGUAAGGAAUCAAUUAGCAUAGAGAUUUGUCGAGACUUUAGUAUUAUAUCCGUCGACAACUCGUUGAUGGUGUUAUCGAAAUUGGCACCCAGACCCUCACUCUCAUGUGAAGUCGGGUGGUCCGAGAGUCCGUUGCUGGUUUGGCCUGUUUGUGGUUGGGUUGGUUGUGGAGGUACUUGCCCGGCCACCGGCGCACUGGCAGCUAUAUUGGUGACAGAACUGGGGUCUUCAUCGAGAGGUGCCUGCUCGCUGUGCACAUUAACGUAGUUGACGGUGGCAUUGAAUUGCUCGAUGAGCUGGUCCACACAGAUCUGGAGUUGAGUGAGUCUGUCUGACAUUAGGUGGAAGAAUGUGAUGAACAAACAAUGAGGAUG